AUGACUGGUAUCACAUUGUUCCCUUCCUCUACUGGACUGAUCCCUUUUUGGCAUCAUUGCACUGCCCCAAUUAGAGAUUUAAAAGCACUCAAAUGGACAAAGAUGCCUGGAAUUGAAGUGAUGUCACUGCAAUGGGAAAGAAGUAGACAAGGAAUUGACUUCCUGGAAAUAGGAUAGCCAGCAAUGUUAUCUUUUGUAACUUUGUACAUAGUAAAAUACUCUGAUCAGACAUUUAAAGUGAGUUCAUUGCCUUUGGGUAUUAUGUGAAAAUUAAUUUAUGCUUUGCAAGACAUCUACAGCGUGUGUGACUGAACAUCAUUAAUAGUGUAUUGAUUUACCACCAUGAUUGAGGGACUGAUAUCCACUAUGUUAGGAUGUAAAUAUCACAUCUUGCAGUACAGCUUUGAGUUUCUUGUAAAUAAAAAUACAGAACUAUGUUACACCUGUAUGGAAUAAAACAGGCUUUUAUUUUUCAUAUAUGGAAAAAUAUGUAACACCUUCAAAGGCAGGCACAGAGAAAGUGUUUCACAUUCUAAGAGAAAUGGACAACAACAUUGUUCAUCAUGACAAAAAUGUAUAGGAUAUAUUGUUUUGCAGAAGGAAUAUGGUUAAGCUGUAUUUUUAUUUAACAAAACCACUGGCCCAUGCAAGUUACAAAGGAAAUAUUUCUUAAUACAACAGUGUUAUGGCUCUGUUGACUGUUGGCCGAGCCUUUGAAAAUAGUUCCUCGGCGGGACGCUGUUUCACCAAUCCGUUUGUUGUUGAUGAUGGCACCGUCGAAGGAAUGGGCAUGCAGUUCCGCCAGGAAACUCCAGAGCCCGCCAGUCGCACUCCCAUGUGGUCUAGUUAAAUCAUGUAUGGCGGUGAAUUUUAGUGUAGCACCUGCAUGAUGUACCGUUGAAAUAGAAUAAGCAAGUGGCAUUAGGUCGUAUAAGUCAGGUACAGGCUGUCUAUGUUAGGGGAAAACCUAGGGGAAAUCACAUAAGCUUGCACGUGGUGGUAAAACCUUUCUAGAGGAAUUUCCCAGAUCGCUGUACAAAACACACGUUUGUACUAAAAUAUAUGGUUCCUCUAGUCUACACGUCAUAGUUGGCCAACAUUCGGUGACCUUUAUUAUGAGCCCUUACGAACAUAGCGGAUAACGUUCUUAUAAAGUGGACAUUCGAACAUUGCCAUUUACUUUAAAUCUGAACCCAGUGGCAACAGGAGUGUCAAGCGCUGUUCAGCCUCUAGUCGUCGGAAAGUGAAACUGCUGUGUCUUGUAAUCUACGAAACUUCCUGGUGGCAAACAGUUCGUCAUUUAUCAGACACCAACCAGGGAAGCUUCAGGAGCGGAGCAGAGGGUCCAUGUUGUGGAUCUCACUAAGGGCUCUGUCCCUUGCCUGAGGACCUGAGCUGAAACCCCGGCCAGGUCCCAGCACACAACAUGGGGAAUACAGUUAGCUGCUGUUGUCCUGCAAAUCCUUGCGACCAUCAGGAUGAGGGGCAGCGGCUGCUAAAUGAGGGCAUCCAGAGCCCGCAGACCUCCGCUAAAGUGUCGGAGGGGUGUUCACUGAGCCCAGACUGUGCCACUGCAGAGAGCUCUGAGACACCCUCACCCACAAAUGACCAGGUGACUGACCAGUCAAAACCAGGCUUGCCAGUGGAAACCUCUCAACCUGAGGUGGUCCGUGGUCAGGCAAAUGUUCAGGAGGAGGCAGAUGCUUUGUCCAUGCAGGUGAAGCCUGAGGCAUCAGCUGUUAUCAGUAAUGUGGAUGUAAAUGCAGCUUCUGCUCUGGAUAAGUAUGAAACCCAGGAUGUUUUCCCGGAGAAGAUAGAGAGCGUGGCUGUGUCCACUGAGAAGCUGGAGUGCAAGGAGGCUUCUAACGGGAUUAAGAACCAGGCCGCUACCAUCCUGAUUGAGAACCAGGCUGUUGCUGUGGUUGAGAACCAGGCUGCUACCAUCCUGAUUGAGAACCAGGCUGCUGCUGUGAUUGAGAACCAGGCUGCUGCUGUGGUUGAGAACCAGGCUGCUACCAUCCUGAUUGAGAACCAGGCUGCUGCUGUGAUUGAGAACCAGGCUGCUGCUGUGAUUGAGAACCAGGCUGCUGCUGUGAUUGAGAACCAUGCUUCUUCCACAGAGAAGCUGGACAGCCAAGCCGCUGCUACCGCGAUCGAGAGCCAGACCACUUCCACUGUCAUCGCAUCCACCGCGAUUGAGGGCCAGGCCGCUGCCUCCGCGAUCGAGAGCCAGGCCACCGCCUCUGCGAUCGAGAGCCAGGCCACCUCCGCAACCGAGAGCCAGGCCGUCUCAGCAAACGAAAGCCAGGCCGCCUCCGCGAACGAAAGCCAGGCCACCGCCUCUGCGAUCAAGAGCCAGGCCACCUCCGCGAUGGAGAGCCAGGCCGCCUCCGUGAACGAGAGCCAGGCCACCGCCUCUGCGAUCAAGAGCCAGGCCACCUCCGCGACCGAGAGCGAGGCCGCUGCGAUCGAGAGCGAGGCCACACCGAUCGAGAGCGAGGCCACACCGAUCGAGAGCGAGGCCACACCGAUCGAGAGCGGGGCCACACCGAUCGAGAGCGAGGCCACCUCGUUCGAGAGCCAGGCCGCCUCCGCGAUCGAGAGCCAGUCUGCCACCGCCUCCGCGAUCGAGAGCCAGGCUUUGUCCACCAAGAAGAUUGUGAGUCCGGCUGUGUCAGCUGAGAAGCUGAACCUUGACAUGUCCCUUGCAAAACUUGACAAAAGGGUUGUUUUUAUGGAGAACCCUGAGACCCUGGGCUCCUCUGUCAAGGUAGAAGCUCCAGUGAAGAAAGAAGCACUUGCUGAACUUCAGCAGGAUGUUGUUAUGGACUUAAAUGGUUCUCUUGCUGAGGAAUCAGCCAAAUGCCUUUCCAUUGGAUUUGACUCUGCCAUUCCAGUGGAGCAUUUAACAGAGGAAGCUUCCUCCAAGAUGGCAAAUAAUACCGAAGGAGUAGCCAUCACAGAGCCAUUGACCCAGGAAGAGGAUGGAGUCAAAUUGGAUGACAUUCAUGGUGGUAUAUUGAUCAAGGAGAUUGAUGAUGAUGAUGUCGUUCUACCCCAAGAGGACUUUUCCAUCAUUAUACCAGCUGUAAAGCUGGCGGACCUGCAGGUUCAGAAUUCCUUGGCUGAGGAGGUGGUGAAUGAGGCUCCCAGGGGGUUGUCUCCUUUCACUGAGAUUGCUGCCCAGUUGGACAAUGUUGGGCAACAGACACUGCUAGAACCCUCUUCAGCCUUGGAUUGCAAAGAGGAUGUCCCCCUACACAGCAUUGAGGAUGAGCGGCUGCUCAUCCCCAACGUGCUUAGCACAGGUUUUGCCUUCAUAGAUGCUAAGCUUGCUGGGGCUAUCUCGCAGGAGAGGAAUGAUAAUGGCGAAGUGUUCAGCACAGAGGGACAGUACCCUGAGAGUGGCCCGGAACUCUACUCUGCUCCCACUGACACUUCUUCAAGUGCGAAGGCUAGCAAGGACAAAAAUAGGACUCACAAGGACUCGAACUUCACAGAGGAGCACUGCAAUGGUGAAGACUUGAACAGCACCCUCCCCUCGGUUACAGCUGAACAAGCUGUUUGCGCUGAGAUUAGAGUCUCUGCUGCAGACUCUGCCCCCCAGGACUGUGUGUCUGGCCUGAGCAUUGUGUCUUCACUGGGUGACCUAUUGGAGGGACAAGAGACUGUGAAAUCCCAGGUGUCCAAGCAGCAUAAGCUAGACGUAGAGGCAAAGAGUGUUGCCACUGGAAUCACUGAUGGAGGGCAGGUCGUGAGUCCCCAGGGUGAGAGACCUAGGAGCGCUGGCAGGACGAGCCCGACGUUGGAUGGGCAUGAGCCCUGGUUUGAUUGCGAAGGAGAUCUCUACCGUGGCGAGGAGGAGAUUGAGGAAGAUGUGGAGAAGGGAAAACUGAUGGAAAUGACGGGACUUGAGGACCGAUGCAGUUUUGACCCGCCCGUGGCCAUUUUGAUUUACAGCGAGAGGGAAUGGAAAGGGCAGACCACCAAAAGCACAGUCAUCAGAAAGGGCUACGCUGUUCUCUCCCAGGCCUUUGGAUGCAUCCGGCGGGUCAGAGGAGACAACUACUGUGCCCUGCGAGCCACCCUGUACCAGGUGCUGAUGAACACUACCCAGCUUCCUGAGUGGGUCCAGCAGGAGAGCUUCUUAUUGAUCCCAGAGGAGCUGGAGGCUCGUUACGGUCUGAUUAAAGGAUGGUUGUUUCCUGACAUUUGCAAGCAGACCAGUGGGAGCGAAAAUGCAGUUGAUCUGAUGAAACACUACCUGGGCCUUCUCCAGAAAUGGUGGCAUGCAGCAGCAGCCUCCCCUGGGCUGGAGGGCCGCAGGCGUGUGUGUGAGCAGCUCUUCCAGAGCGACGAGGAUGAAUUUGGUCUCAUGGAGGCGCUCAAGCUACUGAUGUUAGCCUGUGGUGUGGAGUUGCACGCGGCCAUGCAGAGGGGCGAUGACGUGCCCAUCUUCUGCUGGCUGCUAUUCGCCCGUGACACCUCCUCAUGUCCACGCACGUUUCUGACCAACCACCUGAGCCAGGUGGGAUUCAGUGGAGGCAUGGAGCAGGUGGAGAUGUUUCUCCUGGGUCACACACUGCACCACACCAUCAAGACCUACCGCCUCUACAUGGCCGACACAGAGGAGUUCAUCACACAUUACCCUGAUGACCACAUUCAGGACUGGCCCUGUGUCUGCCUGGUGACCGAGGACGACCGCCAUUAUAACGUGGCAGUUGGCGAGCCUGCCCAUCCUCAGGAGGACCUCUCCGGAGGACUUCAGUGAUUGGCCACCCAGUUAUUUUACUGCAGCUUAAUUGUUGACCCAAGACACCAGGGUCAGAUUAUGGCCAACUCAGGAUACUAUUUUACACAAUUUUAAGCUUACUUAAAUAUAUUAUUUUCUCAGCAUCAUAUUUACUACUGUAUUGUGGAGUUUUUCUCUGGAAGUCUUGCUUUGGAAGAUACUGAGGCAUUUGUUGACUAUGUACAGUAACUCCAUACCUCAUGCAGAAGAACUUGGCAAAAAAAAAAAAGAUGACUGCUGUGAAGUAUUCUUUUAAGCACAAUAUGAGAAGGAUGCUUGAAGAUAAGUUACUAUGAGAUGUAUGCACUAUUUUCUCCAAGGCUGUGAUUCAUACUGGUCAAGGAAGAACAGGUUGGGACAUUGGGCCAGCUUGUCAACCAAUAACUCAAAUGAAGUGGCUCUCAUCAUGGUUUGUUGCCCUUACAGACAAACAAUAUAAUGACACUAGCCCAUGAAGAAAAUGACUAACUCUGCCUGGCCAGCACACUUUAUCAUGGUUUGUGGUUAGAAUUUGUGCAUUCCUCAACCAUGCCUGAUUCUUCUCUCACACAGAGCAACAGGACUGUUUUUUGUCUUUUUACUUAUGAAGUAAAAUCCUAUUUAAGGUUGUAAAAAACAAGCAUUUGAAUUAUAGAAAUGUGCCAAUACUUCAACAAGUGGAUUUACACAGCCUUCCUUUGAGGCUUUUCUACCGUAUGUAUUAAAAAGGGGGACACAAGACAUCUAGGGAGCUCAAGUAAUAUUUUCUUGUACUACUGAUUUUAGACUAACAACAGAUUCUCUAUUUUUAUACUUUGACUUAGUUCAGGUUUAGGUCAUUAGUUAUGUAAAUUAACUUUUAGCAGGUUAACAUUAAUCCGAUACUGGUGUUUAAGAAACAAGGAGAACAAAAAGGACUUUGAAAAUGUGUGUGAAACAGGUGCAGUUUUAAUAUGUCCGGACUGUAAUAAAAGACACAUUUUAUCAAUAAA
Molecule: messenger RNA, 5763 nt
Organism: Clupea harengus (Atlantic herring)
Lineage: Eukaryota; Metazoa; Chordata; Actinopteri; Clupeiformes; Clupeidae
Biological process (GO): protein linear deubiquitination
Cellular component (GO): cytoplasm
Molecular function (GO): cysteine-type deubiquitinase activity
Source: RefSeq, a predicted model, not a curated record